Betta splendens (Siamese fighting fish) is the source of this 1297-nucleotide messenger RNA. It is a transcript of the gene batf, whose product is annotated as basic leucine zipper transcription factor, ATF-like. Lineage: Eukaryota; Metazoa; Chordata; Actinopteri; Anabantiformes; Osphronemidae. Gene Ontology annotation, biological process: regulation of transcription by RNA polymerase II. The transcript is spliced from 3 exons. Gene Ontology annotation, molecular function: DNA-binding transcription factor activity, RNA polymerase II-specific; RNA polymerase II cis-regulatory region sequence-specific DNA binding. Bases 277 to 645 code for a protein of 122 amino acids. Gene Ontology annotation, cellular component: nucleus. The record is from RefSeq and is a predicted model, not a curated record.
GCGAGAGAGAGAGCGAGCGAGCGAGCGAGCGAGAGAGAGAGAGAGACAUAAAGGAAGAGAGACAGUGAAAGAGAAGGAGGAGUGACAGAAAGGGACAGAAAAGAAGGAGGAAAGUUGUUCAUUACUCAUUAAGCGGUGAGCCAAGUCGUUCUCAACUCGUUCUGCUUCGCAGUCUCUCUCUCUCUCUCACACACAACACGCACAUACAUACGUACGCGGCACCCACCGAAAAAGAAACGCAAAGCAGAAGUGGACCAGGACGCACGGGUUCAGGCUAUGGCUCAGGGCUCCGACAGCAAUGACGCAAGCUACAAGUCCCCGUCACCUGGAAGCAGGCCGAGCUCCUCAGACGACGCCAAGAAGGUGAUGCGGCGCGAGAAGAACCGGAUCGCGGCCCAGAAGAGCCGCAUGAGGCAGACGCAGAAGGCGGACAGCCUGCACCUGGAGAGCGAGAACCUGGAGAAGGAGAACGCGGCCCUGCGGAAGGAGGUGAAGCAGCUGACGGAGGAGGCCAAGUACCUGUCGUCGGUGCUGAGCAGCCACGAGCCCCUGUGCACCGGCCUGGCCCCCCAGACGCCCGACCUCCUCUACCCCCCCCACCACAGCAGCUACCACCACCAGCACAUCGCACACUACCAGCACUGACCUGACCCCCGACCCCCACCCGCCACCGCCGCCACCGCCACCACCGGCCGAAAGACGCGCCGCACAACAGAAGACUGACCUCAACGGGCAAAGACUGACUGGACGUGUGACUGUAAAUGUUGGUCAUUGUUGGAAACCGAUCCAGGACUCUCCACCAAAGUGACAGCGUGGAACAUACUGUGACAUCCCGACGUUUGAAACUAUUUAUUUCGCUUCUCGUCACUCCAUUCUCCUCGUGUUUCAUUUACACCGGUGAUCUGUUUGUGAACUUGAAGUGUCGAAUAUCAACCAGUCUGUGUUUACAAAAAAGAAAACAGUCUAUUGUAUGUUCAGGUGACGACCAUGUUUUUGUAAAUUGCUUAUUUCUUAGUGUGAUGAGGAGCAUCUCCUGCCACAUCGAUGGUCUCUUGUGGUGUUUUACGUUCAGGUGUGAACUCGCGCAUCAACAAUGCUCAGGAGCUCUCGACAGAUUUGAUUGUGGACAAGCAGAAUGUAAAGUACUCAAGAUCCUUAAACGGCUCACAAGCACCAAACGGAAGGAGCUCGGCGCGAGGAGCGCCGCGCUCAGACGGGUCUUGUUUUGAUGGUGAUGCUCAAAUGUGAGAAGACUGACCAGCAAAAAUAUUUAUUAAAUGUAAAGCCUUUAAGGUGA